Trachemys scripta elegans is the source of this 347-nucleotide messenger RNA. Its product is annotated as cystatin-A-like. The record is from RefSeq and is a predicted model, not a curated record. Gene Ontology annotation, molecular function: cysteine-type endopeptidase inhibitor activity. NCBI's taxonomy places the organism in Eukaryota, Metazoa, Chordata, Testudines, Emydidae. Gene Ontology annotation, cellular component: cytosol.
GUGAAGCCACAGCUGGAAGAGAAAGACAAGAAGCCGUAUCCAGUCUUUGUAGCCAUACAAUAUAGAACUCAGUUGGUUGCUGGAACAAACUACUUAAUUAAGGUCUCUGUCAGCAACAGCAACGAUGAGUGUGUACACUUGAGGGUGUUCCAAAGCCUUCCUUAUAAGAAAGAGGAGCCCAGUCUUACCCGCUACGAGACUGGCAAAACCAGAGAUGAUCCAUUGGAGCCAUUUUGAAUGAGAUGCUUGGGAUGGGCUCUUCUGUUGCUCUUUCUACAGACUCCCAACUGAUACCGCCUUUGCCAAUACAUUAAUGAAAAUAAAAUGAAUCUGAUUUUGAAAACUAA